Zea mays is the source of this 2752-nucleotide messenger RNA. RefSeq lists its product as uncharacterized. The record is from RefSeq and is a predicted model, not a curated record. The coding region runs from base 153 to 449 and encodes 98 amino acids. The transcript has 6 exons. NCBI's taxonomy places the organism in Eukaryota, Viridiplantae, Streptophyta, Magnoliopsida, Poales, Poaceae.
GACCCAAUACGGCCCGGCCGAUUUGUCGCUGACGUCACCUCAUCUUCACCACCGGAGUCCGGAGUAAUGCGCAGGCCACAGGGUCGGGUUCGCUUUUUCUUGGCUUCUUCUCUCGUCCAUCCACAGGGGGAAGGAGCAGGAGGGAGGGAGCCAUGGUUGUCAGCACAUUCACUGGCCCCGGGAUUGGGAUCGGGUUCGGUGUCGGCUGCGGGUUCGGCGUCGGGUGGGGGUUCGGAGGAAUGCCUCUUAACACGUUCGGCUUGGGUAUUGGUGGGGGCUGCGGAGUUGGUCUUGGACUAGGAUGGGGCUUUGGAAAUGCUUUUGGUUGUCAGUAUCGAUCUUCAAGAGUCCAGUUCCAGGGCAUUGAAUUUCAGAAGAAGGCUGGAGGAGAUGAAUCACAAAAAGUUGUUUCACCCGAGCUUGCUGAAAAGUCUCAUCCUUAUGGCUAGUAUUCCUGCUACCACAAAAUCCACAGAGACUGAGUUCUGUGUGCUGAGUUGCAGUUUAAUUACAUACAUUUUCUUUUCUCAGGACAAGCUUAAAAACAAAACAAAAUAACUGCUGCUAUAAAGUUACAGUUUAGGGAAGGUCUUUUAAGUUGAACCACCAGAAGGUUAAGAAAAAGUACAAAACAAAGGCGGACGUUGUUUCUGAUCUGUUGGUGGGUGCUGUGACUGCAUACCGGGAAUCAGAACAACUGGUAACUUCGUCAUAGCAUGAAGCAUCCAUGGACCUGGCAUGAUGGUGAAUGACUUGCACAACUGUAUCUCUUUUCUUCCUGAAAACACACAACUGUGUCUUUCAGUGUUUUUUUCCAGUGCAAAGCCUCUCAUACAUCAAGCAAAUGGAUGGUCAAAGGAAGCAGAAUCGUUCUUUGAUGUAGUAGAGCUUGCUGGCUCUGCCUCCCCAGUCCUGAACCAGUAUGACUGCUGGAAUGAAGCUGCGCUUGUGGGGACAUCCUCCAUGACCCAUUCAAAGCCCUUGGGGUAGUAGAUCCCUGUCAUUGGAUGUGGGACCCACAAUGAUGUUUCUGGGGACUUCACUUCAGUAGGCUCCAGUCGCUUCACAAGGUUCAACAUGGAUUACUAGUUACCGGAGCAGAGCUGCCGAUUUCGCAAGCGCAUGGCGGCCCAUCGAAUGCAGGCUGGGGCGUUUGCUAAGAUGCCACUGGUGGUUAUCCUUGGUAGCAACCAGCUGAUAGCAGUUCCUUCUUGUUUGGUACCUCCCUCAUCCUCAACCCAGGUAUUUAUACACUAGCUGUAGCCUUGCAGAUGCAAUGCCACAACACCAACCACCUUCCGCAAUAAAAGAGACACCGUACAUCCAUUGGAUUAUAGAGAACUAGACACGCUUAACAUACAGCAAAGCUAAAGAGGAGGAGGGGUUUGUUAAAGGAUUAUAGACAAUUUUGUUCACUGUCGCUAGCUUCCAAUGGAGCAACUGAAAUGACGGUUUUGAGCCUCUGAUUGAACGCCUCUGGACAAAACACCACCAGAACUGAUGCUCCUAGAAUCUGAAGUCAGUUUUGCCAAGGAGUGCAGUCUUGGACUGUACUGUUUUGCUAUUUUGUGUAACCAUGCGACAGCACCACCGAGGCUGUAGCUAGCAUUGUUAGCAAAGUGGAACCUUGACAUUAUGAACAAAAGAUGAGAGCCGGACACAAUUAGAAGAAAACUCUACAGUUACAGAAAUUCCACGAUGAAGGGUUGAUAGCUGCAAAUUAUUUUGUUAUAAUAAAGUCCUCAAUGGCUUGUAAAAUUAGCAAGCUGAUGUAGAGGCUAAAAACACUUAUGGAGUAUGAUAAAAGCUUAGAGUCCUCAGAGCACAGGUCAGAGACAGCGUUUUGGGUGACAGUCGACAUUGGCUCUUAAAGACUCGCUAGCGCGGUUAUUUUUCUUGUUCUCUCAUCACUGGGUAAGAUCUGUACUCAGCUGUCGAAGUCAAUUAGCCAUUGAGCACGCCCAUUAACAGGUGAACUCAGAGUGGAAAUCCAUCUGGAUGUGAUUAUCAUGCAUAUUUCAAGAUAUGUAUCCUCAAGGUGAAGACUUUUUUUUUACCUUACUGGAUGGAUGUCUCCAUAGUUUCUGUGCAUGGUACUUGUUAUCUGAUCCAUCUUCCCCAAACAUUCUACCUCAUCUGAUCAGCGCCAUCGACGCUCUGUUUCUUGUGCACAAUAAUGGAGAGCAUGGGAUCUGAUUCUCCGCUUCCAUAACGCACAGCUACGGCGCAAAACUAAAGACAAAGCAUUUCAGGCCUUCCGUAUUUGACAGACUGACAGUACAGUCACGAGAAGCACGACGCUGCCUGCACAGGAGUUGUACUGGGACAUGUCUGGGAGUGGAAUAAAGCUGCUGAUUUUGUUCUCAUCGGCUUCGAUCCGUCUGUUGGCUCCAUUGCUUUUGGUAGAAGGGUAGGAAGUCUUCCAGGGCUGGAUGGUAUGCUGCUAUACAAGGAAUCUUGAUCACUUCACAGGUUAUUGGCACUUGUUUUCGCGUCCCCUAUUCCAAAAGAAAUUAUGCUGGCAUGUUUUGCUUGUUACUCCCUGUGACUGGUCCGAACAGUUUCCAAGACAAUUAUGUACUGAUUUUGUCUGGGCAUUGGAAGUCUGGAACAGAAUGUGGCUUCCUAAACAAGGUAAUCGAUUGCACUAUAAAAAGUUGAAUAAAUUGUAAAGGGUUGGGAUACAUUUUUUUGAGAUUACUGCCUCCUGUUUAUCCUGUUUGUUUUUUAAUCAUAUGGGAACUUAAACGUA